UUUCACCACAUGUUUUUCACCUAAUGUAAACAUAUGCUCGACAUGGAAAAUACCCAUUUAGUUUUUGAAAUUGAUUAAUUACUCGAAUAAUUGUGAAGGGCAGUUAUUUUAAAACAGGUUCCACAAAAGUACUACACGAUGCAUUCCAUAAACGGAGCAAGGUUGGUCCUUGGGCAGAAAAGCUGAAAACAUGAAUGGUCGUGGCCGCGGAACGUGUGAAGGAAGGAAUGGAAGGGUGGAGGUCGGUAAACGAGCAAAGGUGGACUGUCACAAAAUUUUGGCAGUGCCGAAGUAAAGGCGGAGAGGAGGAGGGGAAACAGUCCGCUUAUCACAAUGGGACGUAUCUUCCAUUGGCUCCCCUGCGUUCGGUCGAAUUCGGCCAAAGGGAACGAUUCGUCCAUGCCAACUGGGCCCGGGAGAUCCAGAUUAUUCACGAAAAUCAAAAAAGUUCGGUUCAUCUAACAUCAAAAUCCCCAAAGCUGCUGCGUACGCCGGCGCCCUACAAAGGCGAAAAGUACAACUCAAAAAACCAUGGGUGGAGGUCGUGGGGGAAGCAGUCCGCGGUAAUUCUCAAGCCAGAAUCAGAAGACCAAAGGCGGGACAUAAACGAAGAUAUGGUGAAAGCAAUAGGCGAAUACAUGGCCCAAAGACCGUUUCAAUACAGAAAACAAGAUGAGCCAGUGGACCAACAGAAACAACAAAGCACAGAACUGGUGAAAGAGAAGUCGGUCAAAUCGCUAUCAAAACCUCACCUUGAAACUGAAAUUGUGAAAACUGAAGAACCAGCCGAAAACGAACUGACUUCGCCCCACUUUGUACCUGCGCCGAUUGCUGCAAUCGAAUACACAAAAACACCCCCUUCGUCUCAAACGCACAGUGGAAAAAGUUCUUCGGAUGUAAAAAGCACAAAGCCCGUUCAGAUUUAUUCAACCUCCACCGAACGACUUGUUAGGCCAACGCUUCAGACAUGUGUCGCAACUUCGUCGACUUCCCUUAGCACGGAACCUUCUGAAGAGUCGACUGGAUACGCUGUUUUAUCCCAAGAAAAAUCCCAAACACCGCAGGAAGGAGUCUCUGUGAAUCGAAAACCCCUGGAAAAGUCGGCUUCACAUGCUAAGAGUUUAGAUUUUGACAAAUCGGCAUCCGCUUCAGUAUGUAAACAGCCCUCUGUUGCUCCUACGCACACUUCUGAGCGUACCGACCCCCUGGCACAGUGUUCAGUCCCUAGACAACCUUUCCAUGAGAAACCGCUGUUUACAAAAAACAUUGCAGCCUGUGCUGAAAGAACACCGAAUGCGCCUAUCCUUGUAAGAGAACAAUCUUGUGUUAGCUCACCUUACCUUACAGUAGCAAAAGACGUUCGGCCGACGGUAUCGGUGAAAAUAGAACCUCCACUUGUAAGUAAUACUUCAGUAAUUAUGGGCAGUGGGCGUGCUAUAGAUUCAAAGAGCAGGAGCAAGAUUUACGUUUCAACAGAACAAGGUCCACGGCCGACGCUUUCAGUAGUCGUUAACCCUCCUCUUGCUAAAUCUUUAAUUUCGUCUAACAAUGAACUGCCCAUUGAAGCAAAAUCAGGGAUUUCAGCGGGCAAACCGACUUUACUUGCAAAAGAGCACAUGUUCUCAGCAGGGAAUUCAGAAAGUGAAUUGUCUAAUAAAACUAAGGCUAAACUUCUCAAAGAUCCACUAGGAGUGACUAGAUCUGCUGCUUCGUUGGGAAAAACACACGCUAUAGAAAAGAUGCCAUCUCAUUUAAACAUGAAACAAACAUCGAAUAAAACUCGACCAGACAGCUUGGUGAACACACCUUUAAAAUCGAGGUCAGCGGUUACAGUCGAUAGUGAUAUAGGGCCUUCAGCAAGCAAAGGGAUGGUUCGUAGAGAGAAGUCGAAAGGAUCAGAAACCUCACUUGGAUGCAGUAGGCAAAGUCAUAGAUACCAAAAUUUAUAGCAUGUUAAAAUGCACCCAAAUAAAAUUAUUUAAAGUAAAAGAAUUUUCUUCGAAAAAAAGACUUUUUACUCCAGCAUUGAAUCAUAUAUUCUCUGGACGAGUAUUUUAGCUUUACUAUAGCUGUGUCAUCCUUUAUCUAAUCAAUUUCUAUAAAUUUAUGUAUUUGCAUGCUGAGAUAGACGUUCAACAAUAAAUAUUUAGAGGCUAAUCGUUCAAAUUAAAAGCGCUUUUCCCACUGAAACUCUUGAGGUCCGUGUUGUAGGUUCGAACGAAACCAAAUCGACAUCCGAAGCAGAGAGAUCUGUCUCAAGG
This is a messenger RNA of Cimex lectularius (bed bug), 2261 nucleotides long. RefSeq lists its product as uncharacterized. The coding region runs from base 195 to 1949 and encodes 584 amino acids. The record is from RefSeq and is a predicted model, not a curated record. NCBI's taxonomy places the organism in Eukaryota, Metazoa, Arthropoda, Insecta, Hemiptera, Cimicidae. The transcript has 7 exons.